Molecule: messenger RNA, 321 nt
Organism: Aureobasidium musti
Lineage: Eukaryota; Fungi; Ascomycota; Dothideomycetes; Dothideales; Saccotheciaceae
Source: the annotation of a GenBank genome assembly
AUGAAGCCCGUCGUAUCCGCCUUCAAUGCCUGGACAUGGUGCGCUCGCCUUAGACCAACUUUCCUCGGAUCCAUAUUAAUAAAGCGACNNAGUGUUGUCAUCUCCGUCUUCGCCAUCGUCAUCCUUUCCGUCAUUGGUGCUCUCUUCAAGACAAACAACCACUCCAUGAUGGGCUCUGAGGAAGACCCCACCGAUGGCGCUGCAGUCGCCGCCUCAGUCUUUGGUGCCGUUGCUAUCUAUGGCGGUUUCCUUGUCUUUUGCGCUGGCCAAGCUUAUCUGCACCAACGAGACAGAUCAAGAGGCGCCAUUGCCCUGUCGUAA